CGCUGCGUCCAAAACAAUAAAAGUCUUCUACGGGUUUUGUUUAUGCUGCAAAAAUGACGAUUUUGUACAAAGUUGAGGGCAAAGAGUUCAGCAAGGACAGUGUUUUCCCGCACAAAAUGGUCCUCUGCUCCGUGUCGGCUCGGAAUAUUGUGGCGUUCAGCGCCCUGCAGAGCGCCAUAGUUCCGUCGGCCCACGGAGUAGAUGCCGGCGAUGGAUCCUUGCCGGGAGCGGGUUUGCCCGUGGGUGCCAGCAACAGCCAUGUGUACGUGUGCGACAUUGUGACGCCCUGGGAAUACUACAAGGUGUGCUCCUCCAAGUCGCUGAUCAGUGUGCUCCAGUGGAGUCCCAACGGAGAGCAACUGCUGCUUGGCUUCGUCGGCGGGCGCGUGGAGAUCUGGCAGACGAGGAACCAGUCCAUCAACCUGUGGCUGCUGCAGUAUCACGCCACCGUGCCCAGCGAGGACAUCGUCCAGGCGCUAUUCUUCCACAACGGCAAGGGGGUGGUCUUUAAUCCCCAGAAAAAAGAUCAUACCUACUAUGCCGAAAAGUUUGAGCGGCUGGAGCAGCAGAAGCCCACUCUCAGCGGAUUUGGUGGAGUGCCCAGCGAGGGGUGCAUGCUGCUCACCUCCUCUGGACUUCUGGCCGCAUUUUGCCUGCCAGUGCUGCAGAAAACAUCAGCCAGCGGGGGAGGAGCAGAAGGCCCCGCCCAUGAGAUCGUCGAACUGACGCCCACGCUUCACAGCAUCGGCAUCUCGCGCAGCUUCAUUGAGCACUGCAGCAUGACGCCGAGUCCAUCGGGAGCCCUUAGUGUUGCCUUCAGCUGCGGCUGGCAGCAGCAGUUGGUGCAGUGCUUCAGGGUUUCACUGUCCCUGGAAGGUGAACUGGGUCUGGAGCAGCAUCUGGCCAUCAAGUCGGAGUCACAGGCCAGUAUUUUCUUGGGCCCUCUCGAUGGACGACGGAUCAGUCACCUGAAAUGGACGCGAGUAGCCAGCGAAGAUGUGAUCUUCAUAGCCUACGCCUGUCCGGACGGUUCUGGCAGCCAACUGGAGCAAUGGACGCUGACACGCAGGCAUCAGAGUGUCCACGCCCUGCUGCAGGGCGCCAAUAGCAAGCCCAACGAGUUCGUGCAGUCCGAAAGCUGGGAGCAGGUGGGCAAAGUGCAGCUUAGUGCAUCUUUGGCUGAUAUAAGCGUAACCCGUCUAUCGGUUUCCGCACCGGACUGCUGCCAGGUGUAUGCCAUUCUUCAGGACAACAGCGUCCAGGUUCUGGAGCCCAAUUCGCUGAAGCAACUUAAUCACACCCAGUUCGAGAAGUUAUCGGACGCCAGUGGAGGAGUGAAGUUUGUUAGCGGCGACUUGACGCCCACCAGCCAAAUGCUCCUGAUCUUCGACAGCCACGCGCAGUUGCACGCCAUGCAGGCUCCCCUUCUUAAGCAAUCAGGUUCCAGUUUGCUUUUGCUCGAAUAUUGCAUCGUCACGGGCUGCGAUGCCAGUGAUGUGCUCCUCCUCAAUCUGGGAAACUUGGAGGUCCUGGUUGAGAAGCUAACGGACAACUUUACGCGGCAACCUUCGUAUGUGCGGCACUAUUACUAUGCUAAUUUUCUGGCCCUUAAAUCCAAUCUGUGCCGCGUGCAACAGCAGGAGUUCGACAAUCUGAUCAUUCUGCACGCCAUAUCCACCACAUUCAAGAGCCUUUUGCGGCCCUCCGAUCUGGGCUUCCAGGAUAAAGGACCUGCCGACAACUUGGCCAUGAAACUGGCCGAAUCUAUACCGGAUGUGGACACCGUUAUGCUGAACCUGGAUGCCAAGGACUUUACCGUGGAGCCAGUUAUGCUCCAGAGCCUUCAGCAGCUAAUUCAGUGGGUCACCGACCUAGCGCUCAACAUGUUGCACCGCCUGCCCGAGGAGGUAAUGAAGAGCAAGCUCUCUGGGAAGCGGCCAAGCUAUGAUAUCAGCAGGGACAUCGUUGCGAUUGGCACUCUUCGCGAACUCCUGGUCAUGAUCCGCAUCUGGGGUCUGCUGAACACCCAGUGCCUGCCCGUUUACACCAAAACCAUGGAUAACAUUGAUGUACUGGUGAUCCUGUUUCGUUUGCUGACCCGCUUGGCCCAAAAUCCCGCCGAGCCGGACGAAAUGCUGCUGGACGAGUGCAGUCUGCUGUCCAAGCAACUGCUAAUUCCCCGGCCCACGAAGUUUAGCCCCACCACGCUGCUCAGUGCCCAGGGAUUCGCAGCCGUCAAGUCGGGGCACCUGCAGUUCACUUCGCUGGUGGAGCCAUCUUGCCUGCAGGACAUGGAAACGGAGGAGGUGGUCUUCGCGCGAUCGGUAAAAGAUGGUGUGAGCAAUCUUCAGCUGGGCGCCCGACCCAGCACCAUCCGCCGGUGCGCCCGCUGCGGAUUCGUCUUCGUCAACAACGCCAGCAAAGUGGCCAAGACCUCCGCGCUGAAAGCGUGGUUCAGCAAGUGGCUUCACUGUCACUGCGGCGGCUUUUGGAAGCAGAUCCACUAGGUUUAAAUGUGUUGUGUUUCUAGCGGCAGUAUAUUUAGUCUUAAGUGUAAUCCUAGCUUGCAAUAAAAUUUAAAAGAAACUACAA
Messenger RNA from Drosophila elegans, 2592 nucleotides. RefSeq names its product mediator of RNA polymerase II transcription subunit 16 (gene MED16). The transcript has a single exon. Gene Ontology annotation, biological process: positive regulation of DNA-templated transcription. Gene Ontology annotation, cellular component: mediator complex. The record is from RefSeq and is a predicted model, not a curated record. Gene Ontology annotation, molecular function: protein binding. The coding region runs from base 54 to 2507 and encodes 817 amino acids. Lineage: Eukaryota; Metazoa; Arthropoda; Insecta; Diptera; Drosophilidae.